Tachysurus fulvidraco (yellow catfish) is the source of this 809-nucleotide messenger RNA. RefSeq names its product coiled-coil domain-containing protein 42 like-2-like. NCBI's taxonomy places the organism in Eukaryota, Metazoa, Chordata, Actinopteri, Siluriformes, Bagridae. The record is from RefSeq and is a predicted model, not a curated record. Bases 108 to 518 code for a protein of 136 amino acids. The transcript is spliced from 5 exons.
CCUUUGACCUAUGAUGUCAUGUGAUCUGUGAUCUAUUGUUGCUUAUAACAAUCAAGCCUACAUACAUACAAUACAGAGAACUUUGUAUUUUGUCUUCUGUAAGAAAAAUGGCUGAUUUCCAGACAAGUGAUUUCAGAGGAUUUCAGAUGAAUGGACGACAGCAGGGCCGGCAAGCGUUGACACUCAGUCCUCCUCAAGAUGAGACGUUGACACAUACAUGUCAGCUGCUGAGGACGAAAAUAGAGGUCAUCAGACAGCAGGAAAAAGUCAACUUACAGAAAAAGGAGUUUGAGACUUUUCAACAUGCCAUGCUUGAGCGUAAGGAAAAACUGAAGGAAAACCAACAGAAAAUGCAGGAUCACAUAAAAUCCUUCAGACAGAUAAAGAACACUAAAAAGCAACAAAUCAAGGCUGAAAUGCAAGCACGUGACAUCAUCAAGAUGAUUAAGGAGAACCAGGAGAUCCUUCAAAAACUAAACAAGAAACUGUGUGCUUUGAGUUUUGAGCAGCAGAGAUAAUAAUGUGUACAAUGAGACCCUGCGAGACACAAACAAGCAACCCUGCAUCUGUACGGAUAUUGCUCUCAGUUCCAGGACAUUCAGGAAUUGUUCAGGCACUACAACACACAGAAACUGGUCCAGGAGGAGCUGAAGGUUAACAUAGAGAAGAAAAAGUUGGAGCUGGAGAACUACCAAGCAGAACUGACUAGAAUGAAGGACGAACACUACCUCACACAGAUGACUCUGGAGGCCAGGAUCCACCAUCUGAAUUACAAACUGGAUGUGACCAAAGAGAAUGUCGAUUUAUGG